This is a messenger RNA of Hevea brasiliensis (rubber tree), 2117 nucleotides long. Its product is annotated as conserved oligomeric Golgi complex subunit 8. The transcript has 12 exons. NCBI's taxonomy places the organism in Eukaryota, Viridiplantae, Streptophyta, Magnoliopsida, Malpighiales, Euphorbiaceae. Gene Ontology annotation, cellular component: COG complex. The coding region runs from base 187 to 1899 and encodes 570 amino acids. The record is from RefSeq and is a predicted model, not a curated record. Gene Ontology annotation, biological process: intra-Golgi vesicle-mediated transport.
ACCGGCUAUGUCUAGCCAGUAGCGUAAUUCACCCAUACAAAUACAAAACCAAAAUAAGCUCGACGUUGGUCAAGUACAAUUCAAUCUCUGACUAGGCAUUUCGCACGACCAGAUCUUUACACCUCUCUGUGAUCUAAGCCGAGAUCCAAACCCCAAAAUCCUAAUUCUCUUUUCAAUUUGGAGAAAAUGGGGGUCGAAAAUGCUGACGACACUUCGGCGGUGGCUAGCCUCCUCCCUCUCGCUUCCGUCUCUCAGCAGCCCUACGUUUCUGAGCUUCUCUCAUUCACUCUCGAUCGCCUCCACAAAGAACCUGAGUUAUUGCGAGUUGAUGCGGAGAGGAUUCAAAGGCAAAUGCAGGAAGUAGCGGUGGGCAAUUACCGUGCGUUCAUUGCCGCUGCCGAUGCGUUACUUGCAAUUAGAGAGGAAGUGACUUCUAUUGAUAAGCAUCUUGAAUCUCUGAUAACUGAGAUCCCAAAGCUGACAUCUGGUUGCACAGAGUUCAUUGGAUCUGCUGAACAGAUUUUAGAGGAGAGGAAGAUGAACCAAAAAUUGCUAGCAAACCAUAGCACAUUGCUGGAUUUGCUUGAAAUUCCUCAACUUAUGGACACGUGUGUAAGGAAUGGAAAUUAUGAUGAAGCUCUCGACUUGGAAGCAUUUGUUUGCAAACUCUCAACCAUGCACCCCAAUUUACCUGUCAUUCAGGCAUUAGCUGCAGAAGUUAGGCAAACCACCCAAUCUCUUUUGUCUCAGCUUCUUCAGAAACUUCGAUCUAACAUCCAGUUGCCUGAAUGCCUCCGGAUUAUUGGCUAUUUGCGUCGAAUAGGAGUAUUUAGUGAGUAUGAAAUGCGUUUGCAGUUUUUGAAAUGUCGAGAGGCAUGGCUUACUGGUAUUCUGGAGGAUCUGGACCAGCGAAAUGCAUAUGAGUACUUGAAAGGGAUGAUAAAUUGUCAUAGAAUGCAUCUUUUUGAUGUUGUUAACCAAUAUAGAGCAAUAUUUGCUGAUGACACAUCUGGAAGUGAAGAAAAUUAUGAUGGUGGGCUUCUUUUUAGUUGGGCUAUGCAUCAGAUUACUGCACACCUUAAAACUCUUAAAGUCAUGCUCCCAAAGAUAACUGAGGGUGGAUCUCUAUCAAAUAUUUUGGACCAGUGCAUGUACUGUGCAAUGGGACUUUGUUGGGUUGGCUUGGAUUUUCGGGGCUUGCUUCCAUCACUUUUCGAGGAGGCUGUUCUCAACUUAUUCUCAAAGAAUAUGAGUGCAGCAGUUGAAAAUUUUCAGUUAGUUCUGGAUUCACAUCGCUGGGUUCCACUACCAGUAGUUGGCUUUCCCACCAAUGGUAUUGGUGAUGAAAAUCAGGAGGAUGUGACUCCACCAUCUUAUCUAAUGGAACAUCCACCUCUUGCAGUGUUUGUUAAUGGUGUGUCUGCUGCAAUGAACGAACUACGUCCUUGUGCCCCAAUAAGUUUGAAGUUUGUUCUUGCUCAAGAAUUAAUUAAGGGCUUGAGGGCUGUUUCUGAUUCUCUAUUAAGAUACAAUGCAACUCGGAUGCUUAGAGAAAAUGAAUCUGCACUUUUCCUCUCACUUUGCCGAGCUUUUAUAGAGGUGGCUUAUCCACAUUGUGCCACAUGCUUUGGUCGCUGUUACCCAGGGGGCACUGCUCUUAUCAUGGAUGCAAAGAAUCUAUAUGAUGGAAUUGGCCGGCUAUUGGCAACCUCAUCAUCAAGAGAACUCCCAAAACCGGUCAAUAAUCCUGAGGAAAAGAGUAUAACAGAAAAUGGGGACCUGCCUGUGGUGGAAAAUGGAGUUAUUCCAGAGGCGGAACAAACACAGGGUAACGAUGCAGAUGAAAAGGAGCAGAAAAGCCCUACUUUGCAGACAGAUGGAAAGCUUACUGAUGCAUGAAACACCAAAUGGAUAAUUCAAUCCUGGUACACACCCAAAAAAGAAAAUCCUGAUUGAGGCCCACCAUUAAUUUUGUAGUUCUCCACUCUUUUUUUUUUUUUUUUAACUCAGUCUGCGCCCCAUUAUUUUGUAAAAUCCUGUCAAAUGAUGCUCAUUAUUUUAUGAUUUGUUGAGACAUAAAGAGGAAGAGAUUAUUUCAUGGAGAGUUAUAUGUGAUA